This is a messenger RNA of Naegleria gruberi, 381 nucleotides long. RefSeq lists its product as uncharacterized. The annotation marks the transcript as partial. Gene Ontology annotation, cellular component: cytoplasm. Gene Ontology annotation, molecular function: protein-N-terminal amino-acid acetyltransferase activity; protein binding. Gene Ontology annotation, biological process: N-terminal peptidyl-methionine acetylation. Lineage: Eukaryota; Heterolobosea; Eutetramitea; Acrasida; Naegleriidae. The record is from RefSeq and is a predicted model, not a curated record. The transcript has a single exon.
AUGUCUACAUCAGCUAAGCCUUCCGUUCAAGAAAUUCAAAAGGUUUACGUCCUUGUUGAUGAAAGAAAGGAUGUGAAUGCUCUUAAAGAAUGUGAUGCCAUGUUGCAAAAGUAUCCAGAGUCUAGUGUUUUUCUCUCAUUCAAGGCUUUAAUUUUGAUGAAUUUAGGAAAGAGAAAGGAAUCUAUUCAACUUGUUGAUGAUGUUUUAGCACAAAAGAAGAUGGAAUUUCACGAUUUUAUUCUCCGAACAUUGAGUAUGGCUUUGGAAAAGGUACACGAUUAUAAGAGAAUUGCAGAAUUAUAUGAAAAAGUAUAUAAUGCCAUUCCGGCUCAAGCAAUUACACAAUAUGAAGAUGUGAUUGAAAAGUAUUUCUAUAGUUUG